UUUGUAGGAUAUUUGUGAUAGAUUUUAAUGAAAAUUUUAAAUCUUCAGCUUCAACUUCUUUAGUUGCUCAAAAGGUAUACAUGUCAUUCCAAAUGCUUUCCCAGAAAGCUGACAUUGCAAAGGCGGAGAUAGCAUCUGAUUUUUCAGCUAAACUUUCUUAAGAGGAUAAUAUUUAAAUUAAACCUGUUAAUAUGCUAUUUGAAAUAGAAUGUCAUAGAAUAUUGCUAAGUUUUACAUUUUAGUGCUUGAGAUGGUUUUUCCUUUAUGAAUUCUGUACAAAAGGUGUACCAGCAACAACGAGACUUCUGAAUUGUAUUAUUUUUCAUUGAUUUCUUAGUGAACUUUUUAAAAAUUUUCGAGAUAAGCCAAUAUUCAAAAUACUCUUGGAUUCAUGUGUCCCUAAUGAAUCACUCAAUUAUUGUUAAUAAAUGCAUGUUUCUACUUUCUAGUGGCUUAAAUAAAUUAUCUCAUGUAAGUUGAUUCCUUUCCUCUCAGCUUUAGUAAUUGAUUUCUGAGUAUUGGUUUCUAUGUCCAUAUUUGCAGAGUUUUUGAACAUUUUCCAAGAAGGUGAUGUUGCAAUGUACAUUGCAUAUUGUAUGCUGAAUAGUUUACAUGCUUUCAAAUUGAUAUUUAUUAUGAUCCCCCAUUAUUUACAGGUUAUUUUGGCAACAAAAGUAAGUGGCUAUUCAGAGCGAUCAACUUAUCUGCGUGACAAUGCAAAAGUUUUACGGGUUGAUGCUGCUAAUAUUAGAGAAAGUGUAGAGAAAAGCCUUAAGCGCCUCAACACCGAUUACAUUGAUUUAUUGCAAAUUCAUUGGCCAGAUCGCUAUGUGCCACUGUUCGGUGAGUAUUUUUAUAAUUAUUCAAACUGGAGACCAAGCAUACCAUUUGUGGAGCAACUUAAGGCUUUUCAAGAACUUAUUGAUGAAGGGAAGGUACGCUAUAUCGGAGUAUCCAAUGAGACUGCGUAUGGAGUGAUGGAGUUUGUUCAUGCAGCUAAAGUCGAAGGACUACCAAAGAUCGUUAGUAUCCAAAACAGCUACAGUUUGCUGGUUAGGCGUUCUGAGGUUGACCUGAUUGAAGUUUGCCAUCCAAACAAUUGCAAUAUCGGCUUACUUUCAUAUUCUCCUCUGGGCGGUGGAACACUUAGUGGAAAAUAUUUAGAUAUCAAUUCUGAAGCUGCAAAGAAAGGAAGGCUGAACCUUUUCCCUGGCUACAUGGAAAGAUAUAACAAGUCAAUUUCCAAGGAAGCAACAAUACAAUAUAUCGAGACGGCUAAAAAGCAUGGAUUAACUCCAGUUCAACUUGCACUUGGAUUUGUGCGAGAUCGUCCAUUUAUGACCAGUUCAAUCAUUGGGGCAACCUCGGUCGACCAACUGAAGGAAGACAUUGAUGCUUUUCUGACACCUGAGCGGCCUUUGCUACCAGAAGUAAUGGAAGAUAUUGAAGCAGUCUUCACAAGAUACAAAGAUCCUGCCAUCCUUUGAGAGUACUAAGUUGAAAACAUGCUAUUCAUUCAUAUUGUUACUUCAUCCAACUCGUUUGCCGUAGAUAUGCACAUUCUUUACAACUGCUAUGUAUUUAUUCAUUUGUUUUUCUAGGGAAAGAAGCUACAUGCAUAUUCGACCGGACGAACAGGGUUAUUAUAGUAUUUUAUAUAAAAAAAAUUGAAAAAGAAAUAUUAAAACCAGAGUUUAGGUUUGGCCA
Molecule: messenger RNA, 1707 nt
Organism: Theobroma umbraticum
Lineage: Eukaryota; Viridiplantae; Streptophyta; Magnoliopsida; Malvales; Malvaceae
Product: NAD(P)-linked oxidoreductase superfamily protein
Molecular function (GO): oxidoreductase activity
Source: RefSeq, a predicted model, not a curated record